AUGCUGUUGCUACCGCUAGUGGCGGCCGUGGACGCCUUUCCGUACACUCCUACGGACUACUACACGCUUCUCGGCCACGAGGGCCUGCCUUUGGGAAACGUGGCGCCUCACGCUGUUGAAAAUCUCGAAAAUCAGUAUUUGACCGUGGAUCACACUGCAAAGACCGUGUCGAUGUCGCCGUCGCUCGACACUUUUGAAAAAAGAAACGAGGCUGUGGCAAAAAUGGCCCAGACGUGGCGCCACAGGGAUCCAAUUGUGGCAAAAGGCUGGCGUGACGAACUCUAUGUGGUCUACAAUCCGUCUACAAAACCGUACUUUCUCAUUGAAAGAGCGUUUUCGAGCAUUCUAGGGGUCGUCACGUACGGCGUCCACAUCAACGGGAUUGUGAAAACCGCCGAAGGAGUCAAAAUGUGGGUUCCUAGGAGAUCCCAGACCAAGGCGACAUACCCAGGCAAACUAGACAACACCAUAGCGGGCGGCGUCGCCCAUCCGUUGGGACUUUGGGAAAAUGUCAUCAAGGAGUGCUACGAGGAGGGCGGUUUGGAGCGGGAAUUCGUGGAGCUGAGGAUCUCCUCGGCUGGGGUUGUGUCGUAUUUGUGUCUACCGUAUGGCCCCGGAGGCCACGCUCAGCCGGAAGUCGAGUAUAUCUACGAUUUGGUUUUUGACUCGGAGGACCAGAAGCCGUCGCCUGUGGAUGGCGAGGCCGAGGAUUUCAGGUUGAUGGGUUUGGACGAGGUGCUUGAGCGGAUGAAGGCUGGUGAGUUCAAGCCCAAUUGCACGUUGGUGAUAAUCGACUUUUUGAUCAGACACGGCGUGAUCACGCCCGAGACGGAGCCCAACUACUUGGAGAUCGUGCAGCGUAUCCACCGGAGGUUUCCUUUUGCCACGAUGAACUAG
This is a messenger RNA of Candidozyma duobushaemuli, 897 nucleotides long. RefSeq lists its product as uncharacterized. The transcript has a single exon. Gene Ontology annotation, molecular function: 8-oxo-dGDP phosphatase activity. Lineage: Eukaryota; Fungi; Ascomycota; Pichiomycetes; Serinales; Metschnikowiaceae. The record is from RefSeq and is a predicted model, not a curated record. Bases 1 to 897 code for a protein of 298 amino acids.